AUGUCAAAGAGCAGCACUAGCUCUAGUAGCAUCAACAUCAAUGUUAGUUUGUUUGGCGCUGACUCAGCUACAAAUAUUAGCAUAGACAGAGAGGGUCACAAGAUGGCGACAGUCAGUGUGUCUACAGCUGUCCCAGCGGUGUCGGCAGCGGCAGCAGCAGCAGCAGCUAACAAGGAAUCAGGAAAACAGCAGCAAGAAAAGCGCACAAAACAACUAAAUCAAGAAGAACAUCAAGAAGAACAUCAAGAACAAAGCCAGAAUUUUCAACAACAUCAUGUUUCGGUUCCCGAAGAGUCAAAAAUAAAGACCAAGACAGAUCCCACUGAAGUAUCCACCACUACCAAGUCCUCCUCCUCUCCAACCACUGUUCUUGAACAAAUCAUCAUUCCACCUCGACCGCGAAAGCGGAGAACUAAGACCGGGUGUCUUACUUGUCGUCAGCGACGUAUCAAGUGCGACGAAGGAAAACCAGUUUGUCGAAACUGCAUCAAGGCCCGGCGUGCUUGUGCUGGAUAUGGGCAAGUUCUGCCCUCUGAAAAGACAUUUGUGACCGUCUCGCGGCCGGACCGCAAGACACGCUGGCAGUCGUCUAAAAAAGAGUGUUGUAAUGAACUCGAGCAUUCAAAAAAGAAGCACAAAGUGGCUCGGAAUCAACCCGAAGGUCCAUCAACGUCACAUCUAUCAUCGUCACAUAAUAUCAACUCAGUAGGUACUAUGGUCGAUGUUCAAACCCCGGAAGAGGCACCCUUUGAACCGAGACAUUCUAAAUCGGUUACACCAACCUCUCCGGUAACACAUUUACCUCCUGGUUUACCCGUUCCACCAGUUUACAAAAUUUCUCUGGUUCCGGAAAAUAUCACUCAUAAUACCUCCAAAUGGACCGAACAGUGGGCCACUCAACUGACAGACCCUGAAAUUCAUCUUUUAUUUCGACUUUAUAUUGAAAGUGUUGCUCAUUAUAUUGACGGAGUUCCCCGUUACGACCACCCUACAGACUCAAGCAACUUCUUUUUUGAUUUUUCAAAAACAAAGCCAGGUUCUUCAUUUAACCUUUACGCAAAAUGGAAUAAUCAAUCAUCCAGGUCUUUUAAACACCCGAGUGAAGAGGUCUUGGAUCGUCGUGGGUUUGAAAAUAUCUGGAGCUAUGAUAUUCCACUACUCUCCCAGUAUUACCCACACGUUUUCUACUCCAUGCUGGCCACAUCAGCAUUAUACUAUUCGAAAAUUUGUCCCAAUGAGUCUUCCAGUCACUUUGCAUAUCGUGCAUUGGACCUUUAUCAGCAAGGCGUUAGUGCCCUCCGUGAGGAUCUAUUAUUACUAAGGCCGCCAGAUAGCAUAGCGGCUCUCGCUACUUGUUUUUUGCUCGCAACCUACGAGUCCAUAGAUGGAAAUGUCAAGCGCUGGUCGCGUCACCUCUUGGGCGCACGAGACAUUAUUCGAGCUCUUGACGUUGGGGCGUUGGCUGCUAAGGCAGAGUCUGUUUUCAUUCGCAUGGAACAGACUAAUAACUACAAUAAUUUUGGGUCAGAACCCAUAAAUCUGUCAUCAGCAGAAAUUAUGGCUGUCCAAGUGGUUGAUUUACUGUGGGCUUUUCAAGAAAUGGAAAUGGCGCAGAGCGCUGUGAGUAGUUGUCCGCCGGCGUUUCCGUUGGAAUUUUAUGAGCAGAUCCCCCGCCGACGCGCUAGCAACCCACGCAUCACCAUAAUAGACGACUUUUUUCGUUUGUUUGGGCGCGUAUGUGCAUUUGCGUCCAAGGAUUCUGCGCGUAAGGAAACGCCCAAACUUAAGAGAAUGAAGAGCGUGUCACCCUCAACUAAUGCAGCUAAUGAACUUGCAGAUGCGGUGAGCGAAUGGCUAGGCCUUCAACGCGAUUUAAAAGCCUUUGAAAGUCGAUACCAACGUUAUUUAGAGCCACUGCCAAUAGAUUAUAAUUCAUCUUCCUCGGCUUCUUUUGACUAUUCGACUGGUAAGGUUCCCCUAGAAAAUACACCGUUUGGACCUGCUCUCAAGUACCGAACAAGCUAUGAUGUUUACCUGGUCAUCUACAUAAAUUUCAUGUGGAUCAUGCUAUCACGACACAAUCCUACAAUCCCAGAGUUUGGCUUUGCUGCUGUGAAACGUGCAGCAACGGAUGCCGCCCCUUAUGCUUUACGGUUACUUCGAAGCUUGCCCAGCUCUGAGCUUGCGCUGGAGUAUGUUCCCAAGUGGACACCAGAUGGCAAAACAGAAGGGUGGAGUGAGGAAUUAUUAAGACAAUUACCUGCAUACUCUGUAUUUGGGCGGUUUGUGGACAUGAAUAAUGGAGAACGAGAGUACUUUUUUGAAGGCCAGUUGCGUCGAAUGUUUACAGACAUGAUGAUGCCUGUAUUUUUUGCAGCGGUGCAACUAGUAAACCCUAACCAACAAGCCGCAGUGAUCAAGUGGCUUUCUGCCACAACCGAGCUCACACAAACAUGGUCCUGUCAUCAAAUUGUCCGAGGUGUGAAAUAUGCGUGGAGAAUGAAUUCAAGUGAUUUUGGUACUGUAGGUAAUGAUGAUUUGGAUAGUGAAUCCAAGAACGCAUACAGUAGCGAGGAUGAAGAUGAUGAUGAAAAUGAAAAUGAAGAUGAUAUCUCAGAUGAAAUUCUUUGGGAAACAGUUCGCACUGCUUGUAGAGUUAAACAAGCCAAAGGGAUUUUUUAA
Molecule: messenger RNA, 2682 nt
Organism: Magnusiomyces paraingens
Lineage: Eukaryota; Fungi; Ascomycota; Dipodascomycetes; Dipodascales; Dipodascaceae
Exons: 2
Coding region: 1-2682 (893 amino acids)
Biological process (GO): positive regulation of transcription by RNA polymerase II
Cellular component (GO): nucleus
Molecular function (GO): zinc ion binding; DNA-binding transcription factor activity, RNA polymerase II-specific; transcription cis-regulatory region binding
Source: RefSeq, a predicted model, not a curated record